Molecule: messenger RNA, 2331 nt
Organism: Zygosaccharomyces rouxii
Lineage: Eukaryota; Fungi; Ascomycota; Saccharomycetes; Saccharomycetales; Saccharomycetaceae
Gene: UBP14
Product: ubiquitin-specific protease UBP14
Exons: 1
Coding region: 1-2331 (776 amino acids)
Biological process (GO): protein deubiquitination
Cellular component (GO): cytosol; nucleus
Molecular function (GO): zinc ion binding; cysteine-type deubiquitinase activity; protein binding
Source: RefSeq, a predicted model, not a curated record
AUGGCUCAAACACUAGAAUCUGCUUCGAUUCCAGCAGUUAUCUCAAAAGAAGAGUGUAUAUACUGUUACCAAUCGCCCUAUAAUGAUGUCACCCUUGAUGAAUUAACACACCCACCUCAUCACUCCUUAAAUGUGUGUUUACACUGUUUCCAAUCAGUCUGCAAUAGACAUUUGGGGCUACACUAUCAGGUUGCACUAAAUGCAGCUGGUUCUACUCAUUCUGAUUAUUUUAAUUUAGCUAAAGUGAAGAGACCAGAAGAUCGAGCUGAGCAAGAUAAAAGGAAUAAAAAGAUCAAGUUGCGAGUAGUGGAAAAAUCUGAAGAUGAAAUCUAUGAAACUCUGUGGUCAUUAGGUCAGUUUGAUGAGACUAAAUUGUCAUUACAAAUUUCAUGUACUUCAAAGGAUGCCAAUUUGUCGGAAUCGAUAACCUCCAAGGUGAAUCAGAUCCUAAAUUCUAAAUCGCAAGACAUGGUUGAUCAAACUUCAUCUUGGGAAUUGACAGUCAAACCGUGUCCCCAUGUGGAAAGUUAUCAACCUCCGCAAUUGGAAUCUGUAAAGCAAGCGGCUCAUAGUUGUACAGAUUGUGGAUUGCCUGACAAUCUUUGGCUCUGUUUGCAUUGUGGUAAUGUUGGCUGUGGUAGAAAUCAAGUUGGUGUGGAAGGUCACUCUCAUGCUUUAAAGCACUAUGAGUCAAAUCCAACCCAUUCCAUUGCAGUGAAAUUGGGAUCGUUGAGUAAAAACAGUAGUGAUUUGUAUUGUUAUUCAUGUGAUGAUGAGACGAAGUUUGAGGACCAAAGACCAUUUGUAAAUGCAUUGAAGUCCUAUGGUAUCAAUCUAGAAGAUAAACUGGCCAGUGAAAAGACCUUGGUCGAGUUACAAGUGGAACAAAACAUGAAUUGGGAUUUCCAAAUGACCGAUUCUGCAGGUAAAGAUCUAUUAAAAUUGAAACCAGAUCAAGAACAUGGUUGCGGGUUGAUCAACUUAGGUAAUUCCUGUUAUUUGAACAGUGUUUUGCAGUGCCUUUUUAAUGGUGGUGUUAAAGGAUGGUCUUUAAAGGGAUUGGGACAAGAUUUCCCACAAGACGUUCUCUAUCCAACGAAUAAUUUUAAAUGCCAGUUGAUUAAAUUAAACAACGCUAUGAAAGUAGAACCUCAAAAUUAUCCUGAAGGUAUUCGUCCAAAAAGUUUUAAAAAGUGUGUGGGCCAAUCUCACGAAGAAUUUAGCAGUGGAAGACAACAAGAUUCUAUGGAAUUUUUGGGCUAUUUGGUGGAUGUUCUUGAUAAGAAGAUCUUCAAGAAUGGCUCUAACCCCAAUGAUCUGAUGAAGUUUACCAUGGAGGAUAGAUUGCAAUGCACUAAUUGUGGUAAAGUUAAGUACAGUUCAGAAGCUGCAGAAAGUUUACAGUUACCAAUGCCUGAAAAUAACGAUCCUCAAGAUUUGGUUCACAUCAUUGCUCAAUACUUCAAUGGAGAGGAGGUAGAAUUCACAUGUCCUCAUUGUAAAACUCUUGUUAAGGCCAUCAAGAAACCUGCAUUAAACACUUAUCCCAACACUUUGGUGGUUAACCCAGCAAGAAUUAGACCGGUAAACUGGGUACCUGUUAAGACGAGCAAUGAACUGCGUCUACCAGGACUUGAAGAUCCAGCUGAAGUUUUAGACAUUUCACAAUUUGGUUCCAAUGGAUUUGAUCCUGCAAAGGAGGAAUUAAUGCCUGAAGAUGAACAGGAUACUGGAUUUGUACCGAACCCAAAUUCUGCAUCACAAUUGGCAGCAAUGGGUUUCCAACCAAAUGGUAUAGCUAGAGCCCUUUUCGCUACCGGUAACUCUAACACUGAAUCUGCUAUGGAGUGGUUGUUCCAACAUGUGGAAGAUGCUGAUCUGAAUGAACCUUUCGUACCACCAAAGGAUUCUAGUUCUGCAGCCGGUGGUAAAUCGCAAGUUAACCCAGAACUAUUAGCUAAUAUGACCGCCAUGGGUCUUGACGAGAAAUUGUCCCUAAAGGCGCUAGUUUUGAACAAAGGGGAUGUUAACCGCAGUGUCGAGUGGGUUUUCAAUAAUAUGGAUGAUGAUGGCGAACUGCCUCAAGAACCCGCAGGCGACGACCCCAAGGAUUAUGGGCAUAAAACACCUGCACCAUACGAACUAACUGGUAUCGUCUGUCACAAGGGUAAUUCUGUGCAUUCUGGUCAUUACGUUGCUUUCAUUAGGCAAAUUGUCGAGAAUGAGAAGAAAUGGGUACUAUACAACGACGAAAAAAUAGUUGUAGCGGCUCCUGAAAACUUUGAAGAGAUAAAGAAAAAUGGUUACAUUUAUUUGUAUUCGAGGAUAUAA